AUGACGGUGAAACUGUUCCGACGGGGCUCGGCCCGGUGCAUCGGGUUGCUGUCGGCGUUCGUCACGAUACUGCUCUGCCUCUACUACAUUUCGAUGGGCCAACCGUCGCCGACCGGCUCCGGCGGGACAUCGCCGGCGCGGCUGGGGCUACACAGCAAGGACGCACUGGCCGCGGCCGCCGCCAUGGCGCACCACAAACGGUCCAACGGCCAGGAUGCGCAGCAUACGGGCGGCCAUGCGAAUCACUCGUGGCACAGCUGGCUACGGAACAGCUUGAGCUCUAUUGGGGGCCACGGCAAAGAUCAGCGCCAUCGCGUCGGUGAUCGAGAAGGUGAUAACGGGCGAGACGAGGACGGUGACGGCGGCGGCGACAGUGGCGACAGUGGUGGGCCGCUGCCACGAUUCGGUAGCCGCUGGGAUGAGUGCAACGUGCUGGAGGAGGCCCCGACCGACAUCAACACCGUUGAUGAGUAUGGAAAAUUUGAUUUCCAGCCCGAAUGGAUGAAAACGAAAGAGUACUGGGACAAGGACUUUGAAUCUCGCUACGAAAAGCUACAGAAGGAUCCCAAAAGGCCACCGCUUAAGAUUGUCGUCGUCCCGCAUUCCCACAACGAUCCUGGGUGGUUGAAAACUUUCGUCAACUAUUUCCAGUCCGAUUCGCGUCAAAUUCUCAACCUUGCCGUCACCAAAAUGCCCGAGUACGGCAACAUGUCGUUCAUUUGGAGCGAGAUCAGCUUCCUGCAGCUCUGGUGGGACCAGGCACAUCCGACCAAGCAACGGAUACUGAAAAAACUGGUGCAAUCGGGACGAUUAGAGAUCACGACCGGUGGCUGGGUUAUGACGGACGAAGCGAACGCUCAUCUAUACGCCAUGGUCGAUCAGCUUAUCGAAGGCCAUCAAUGGGUGAAAUCAAACCUAAACGUUACACCCAAAACGGGCUGGAGUAUCGACCCGUUCGGUCACGGCAGUACCGUGCCGUACCUCCUGGCAGCAUCCGGCUUUAAGGGAACGAUCAUUCAGCGUAUCCAUUACGCCUGGAAGCAGUGGUUCGCGCGCCACCGGUACGGCGACUUCCUGUGGACACCGUACUGGAAAAGCUCCGCCGCAACGACGAACGAUCACACGAUGCUCACGCACAACAUGCCGUUCGACAUUUACUCCAUCAAGCACUCGUGCGGUCCACAUCCGUUCAUCUGUCUGAACUUUGACUUCCGCAAAAUACCCGGCGAGUACACGGAGUACUCGAUCAAGGCUCAGUUCAUCACGCAGGAAAACAUCGAAGCGAAAGCGGACCUGCUGAUGGAGCAGUACUCGCGGACGGCUUCCCUGUUCCCGCACAACGUGGCCCUCAUUCCGGUCGGUGACGAUUUCCGGUACAACAAGGAAAAGGAGAUGGAGCAGCAGUACACGAACUACAAGAAGCUGAUCGACUACAUCAACGAGCACCGGAAGAAGUACAAUGCGGAGAUCAGCUUCGGCACACCGGUCGAUUACUUUAACGCGAUUCGUGAUCGCUACGAAAGGUUUCCCACGCUCAAGGGGGACUUUUUCGUGUACGCCGACAUCUUCAACGAGGGCCGACCGGCGUACUGGUCAGGGUACUUCACGACGCGACCCUACUACAAGAUACUGAGCCGUGAGCUGGAGCACAACCUGCGCAGCUUGGAGAUUCUGUUUACGAUCGCAUUCAACCGGGCACGGCAGGAAGGCAGCUCGAAUGCGUUUAAAAUCUACGAAAAAAAUUACGAAAAAAUGAUACUGGCGCGGCGCAACCUGGGUCUGUUUCAGCACCACGAUGCAAUCACCGGCACGUCGAAGGCGAACGUGAUGCGCGACUACGCGCUGCGGCUGUUCGAAAGCAUUCAGGACACGGUGAAGCUGCAGGAGAAAACCAUCGAGCUGCUGGUGCAGCGGAAGCCGCUAGAGCACAGCUUUCUGAUCGGUGAACUCGAGCGGGACAACUUUGGUAAGCUGCCCCGCAAAACGCCCAUCAUCGUGACGGAGGGACGCACGGCGGACUUUAUCGUGUACAAUGCGCUCGCCCAAGAGCGCCUGGAGGUGGUCACGAUUCGCACGCUGACGCCACGGGUCAAGAUACUGGACGCGGGCGGAAAAACGGUCGACAUCCAGAUAAAUCCGGUGUGGAACAUAACGGAAACGUCGUACACGUCGCGCAAGAUCGUACCGUCCGACAAGGAGUACGAAGUGAUGUUUGUGGCCCGACUGGCACCGCUCUCGCUAACGACGUUCACGGCGGCCUAUGACGAAGACGGCUACCAGGGCAAGAUGGCAACGCUCUACUGCAACGAGUGUCAGGACGAGAAAACCAAAGCGUUCGAGGUGCGCAACAAGCAACCGGGCGAUAUUCAGCUGGAGAACUACAAGAUGCGGCUGCUGUUUGAUGAGCAGAGCGGAUUCCUGAAGUCGGUGACCAAGAAGAACAUGGGCAAACAGAUUCAGUGUGCGAUCAAGUUCGCGGCAUACAAGAGUGCCCAGUUCCACUCCGGUGCGUACCUCUUCAAGACCGACCCGGAGCAGCGCAGCUCCGAAAAGGAUGUGCUGGAGCAGUACGGUGACCUUACGAUUCUGAUCACAUCCGGCCCCCUGGCCAGCGAUGUAACCGCCAUCUACGGACCCUUCCUGGCACACACGGUUCGCAUCUACAACUCGAACAGCGUGCUGGACAGUGCGAUCUACAUCGAAAACGAUAUUGACUUCGAAGCACCACCAAAGAAUCGGGAGACGGAACUGUUUAUGCGCUUCAUUACCGACAUCGAGAACGGUGCCAGUGAAAAUCCGGAGUUUUAUUCCGAUCUGAAUGGCUUCCAGUAUCAGAAGCGGGUGAAGGUGUCGGCGAUCGGUGUGGAGGGCAACUACUUCCCGAUCACCACCGGUGCCUUCAUUCAGGACGACCGCAUGCGGCUAACGCUACUGACGACCCACGCCCAGGGUGCGGCCAGCUUAGAGCCGGGUCAGCUGGAAGUGAUGCUCGAUCGACGUACACUGUACGACGACUACCGAGGUAUGGGCGAAGGAGUGAUCGAUAGUCGACUAACGCGCCACCGUUUCUGGUUGGCCCUGGAGACGAUCGAUCCGGCACGGCCGGCCUCUGCCAGCGGCGAUGGCGAGGGUGAGCAACGUAAGCCUGCUGCGUCCACCGAGUACCAGCUGCCAAGCAUCUUCGCCAACAGCCUCUCGAAUGGUCUCAACUAUCCCGCGAACCUGUUCAUCGUGGAGCGGUACGACGAAAGCAAUCAAAUCGAACUGCACCGUGCGGUGCCGCUGCUGCAAGUGCAGUUUCCGUGCGAUCUGCAUGUGCUCAACCUGCGCACGCUCACCGAAAGCACCCUGCCGUUGUUCCCCUCCAACUCGGCGCUGCUGGUGCUGCAACGGCAAGCGUACAACUGCCGGAUAGGGGCCGAAGAGAUGGUUGGCUACUUUUGCGGCAAUGGAAGCGCUGCUAACCCGACGCAUUCCAUCGCCGAAGGUGACACAAGCGGCGGAGGACACACCGCGGACUCGAGCGACAACGAACUGGAGCGCGUUGCCACGGUUCGGGACGACGGGCGACGACAGCUACAGAUGUUCCAUCGGUUACGGAUCGAAUCGAUCGGAGCUACCUCGCUGACCGGUUUGCACCCGGGUGAGAGUGUCAGUUCGUUCACCGAAAUCUAUCUCGAACCGAUGGAGCUGAAAACGUACAAUCUUACGUUUGUCAAGUAGAGAGAACACCGAUGCCCAUGGGGUCGGUACACCACCACCGUUCGAUACAUUCCAUGGCGGGGCGCGACGAAGAGCGCUCGCCAGCAAACUGCUAACCCAUCGAGCGAUUGCAGAGAGAUUGUCCGAUGCCUAGGGGGGACAUCCGUUUAACGACGGUUCGCUGGCUCGAAAGUGAAUCGAAUUAUGCCUGCUUGCGGUCUAACGUUGGCUGCUUAAAGCUCUCUAAGUACCCCUCACUUUCUACCUAUCUCACUUUCAAUCUCUCUCUCUCUCUCCACCACUGUCCAUCCCCUCGUUUUCCUUCCCACAAAUCUCUAGCUAAUUUAUAAAGUAUGUGUUAAAGUUACUGAUUAUUUUAAAUGACCCCUGUAUGUGAUGUAAAAGCUGGGGUCGAAAACGAAUCUAGUAGGAUAAUAGGGGAUACACACUUGGGACACACACCCGAAAGGGACAUCACAAAAGACACGAAAGUCACACAACACCAACAAAAACACAGACACACGUUCCGCCCACAGAACAAACAUAGCAUAAAUUAAGCACUUACCUUCCUAUAGUGCGUAUGAUAGGGUUACAACGGCCACUCGAGGAUGGAAAGAAAACCAAAAACAGGUGGGGAGUAGGUUUGUUAGAAACCCGGUCCCGGGAACGGAUAAGCUUUUCCCUCGCUCCGUUGCACACACGUUAAGCGAGCUGCAAACUUGCAAAAAAGUUCGCCCAUGCACGUCGUAGAACUGUAAUUAGAGAAUCAAAAACAAGUAACCCAACAGUGGACUAUUAGAAAUGCCUGUCAAACGACGUGUAGGAAUCAAACCGCAGGAGUUUGAAUCAAUUGAUUAGAUUGUACGGAUUGGGAGUAUCAGAGAGCGGAUGAAUACGGCUGGGGGCGGCGGAAGCCACGGGCGCGCGGUAUUAGGAAUACAAAAUACAAACAAAUCUGAGAAAAGAAAAAUGUAGGAAAUGCGGUAACACAAACGAUAGGAGCCGAAUCGAACGAACUUAUGCUAGGAUACAAACAAAGCGCCAACAAGGUUACGACGUGAUUAGUUUUGAUUACCCACAAAGUUUACGAGAAAACGAUGUUACUCUGUUCAUGAUUUGUGCAAAUUGUUCCACCGGUCCGUACCAUUCCUCGGUUGCAGAUAAAGAGCGGCGAAAGAAGGCAAAACUGGAACAAUGUGGAAGAAAAUUUCAAACAAUUAGUUUGGUCAAACGAUUCUGGGAAAAAGCGAAUCUGGGAAUCAGCGCCACGUUUUAUCGCAUCUCAGUUCACAUUGGCGAUUCAGUCUAGUUGCUCCCGUAGUUUCGUUCGGUAGAAUCGUACUGGUUAGUUUCCGUCUUACAGAAAACAUUACAGAAAUGUCCAAGUGAUCUUCGAUUAGUCCUUUUAUUGGUUGUACAAAAUUGUAGUAUUAUUGGUAUAAGAUAGUAAGGCGUACAGUGAAUAUUUAGCUUUAACACUCACCACUACUACGUCAGGUAAACGGCGCGGCCAGCUCGGUUUAUCGUCUCAUUUAUGUCGUUAAGCGACUUUGGGCCGUUUUUUAACACUUUCACGACGAUUUAUUCACUCCCUUUGUGUUCUACCUCGCGCAUCCUAUCUGACAACCUUAUUUGUUGACAUGUUUAGAACAAUUGUUGUUAAUGUGAAAAUAAUGAUUUCCACCUCAACGAGGUCGUGUAGUUCCGUAGUUUAUAAAUGAUGGAUAUUAUAGUGCGACAGAAUAAACCUAUGAACCGUUUAAAUCUACACGGCGUACCGCGCGGGUCGUGCGAGUUAAAUCUCCGGAAAGACGAACCCAGAGAUCACAAAACGACUGAAAACUCGUUGCGCUUCUCAAAGGGUGAUAAUGGUAGGGGCAAGCGGGAAAGUGUGCGACGAGCAACGACAGAAUAAACCACAAAGCAACCGAAAAGCAAAUUUCCAGUACAUUAAAACGUACACCACCACACAAAAUGCAUGACGAACAGGGAAAUAGUAGAAUGUGCUAACUGGCGUUCCGCGGCGGGAACAUGUCCCUUCAUAUUUCAUUCUGUCGAUGCCUUGAUCGGCCAAUGGUAAGCUAACAAACCAAAUUUAGCGCGCGGGGCGAUUGUGAAUACCACUAAUAAAUUAAA
Anopheles cruzii is the source of this 5838-nucleotide messenger RNA. It is a transcript of the gene alpha-Man-IIb, whose product is annotated as alpha-mannosidase 2. Gene Ontology annotation, biological process: mannose metabolic process; N-glycan processing; protein deglycosylation. Gene Ontology annotation, cellular component: Golgi membrane. Gene Ontology annotation, molecular function: alpha-mannosidase activity; carbohydrate binding. The record is from RefSeq and is a predicted model, not a curated record. The transcript is spliced from 6 exons. Bases 1 to 3723 code for a protein of 1240 amino acids. Lineage: Eukaryota; Metazoa; Arthropoda; Insecta; Diptera; Culicidae.